AUGUCAGAAGCUGAGGCAAGCGGUGGGAUGGCCGGCAACGCUGGACCAGAUGAGAAAACGUUGCAGGUGUUGCGGGACAUGGCCAACCGCCUGCGAAUCCGUUCCAUCAGGGCCACAAGCACCUCAACCACUAGACAUCUCACACCAUGCAGCAGUGCUGCUGAGAUCAUGUCUGUGCUGUUCUUCUACACAAUGAGAUAUAAACAGGCAGACCCAGAAAACCCAGACAACGACAGAUUCAUCCUUUCAAAGGGACUACCAUUUGUUAAUGUGGCAACAGGAUGGCCUGGGCAAGGACUAGGGGCUGCCUGUGGGAUGGCAUAUACUGGCAAGUACUUUGACCAAGCCAGCUAUCGGGUGUUCUGUCUUCUGGGUGAUGGGGAGUCCACAGAAGGCUCUGUCUGGGAGGCAUUAGCCUUUGCAUCCUAUUACAAUCUGGACAAUCUCGUGGCAAUAUUUGAUAUGAACCGCAUUGGACAUCCUUCUUCGUUGUAAUCUAACCUCCUCCAUGACAGGUGGAAUACUUACGUGGUAGAUGGCCAUAAUGUUGAGACCCUAUGCCAUGUGUUCUCACAGGCAGCUCAAGUGAGAGGCAAGCUCACUGCUGUGAUUGCCAAGAUCUUCAGGGCCCGAGGCAUGCCAAAUAUUGAGGAUGCAGAAAGUUGGUAUGGAAGGCCAAUGCCAAAAGAAAGAGCAGAUGCAAUUAUCAAAUUAAUUGAGAGCCAGAUACAGACCAACAGGAUUCUUGUACCACCAGCUCCUAUUGAGGACUUACCUCAAAUCAACAUCAUGGAUAUAAAUAUGACCUCACCCCCUGUUUACAUAGCUGAUGACAUGGUGUCUACUCAAAAAGCAUGUGGUUUGGCUCUGGCUAAAUUGGGCCAUGAAAAUGAAGUUAUUGUGCUGGAUGGUGACACCAAGAACUCCAACUUUUUUGACAUAGUCAAGAAAGAACACCCAGAGAGAUUCAUCCAGUGUUAUAGUGCUGAACAAAACAUGGUGAAUGUGGCUCUGGGCUGUACCACCCGUGACCGGACCAUUGCUUUUGUUUGCACCUUCGCUGCCUUUUUCACCCAAGCAUUUGAUCAGAUACACAUGGGAGCCAUCUCUCAAAAGAACAUCAACCUUAUUGGUUCCCAUUGUGGGGUAUCUAUUGGUGAUGACAAUCCCUAUCACAUGGCCCUGGAAGAUCUGGCCAUGUUCUGAGCAAUUCCCAACUGUACUGUUUUCUAUCCAAGUGAUGCCAUCUCCACAGAGCAUGCUGUUUAUUUGGCAGCCAAUACUAAGGAAAUGUGUUUCAUUCGUACCAGCCAAACAGAAACUGCAGUUAUUUACACCACUCAAGAAACCUUUCAGAUUGGACAGGCCAAGGUUGUCCGACGCAAUGACAAUGACAAGGUCACAGUUAUUGCAGCAGGAGUCACUUUGCAUGAAGCCCUAGUGGCUGCUGAUGAGCUCUCUAAAGAACAUAUCUCUAUCCGUAUCAUUGACUUGUUUACUGUUAAACCUCUGGACAUUGCCACAAUCAUUUCCAAUGUUUCCACAUCUGGCCGAAUUAUCACCGUGGAGGAACAUUACCCAGAAGGUGGCAUUGGGGAAGCUGUCUGUGCAGCAGUCUCCAUGGAGCCUAACUUCAUAGUUCAUCAGCUGGCAGUGACGAGGUUGCCUCAGAAUGGGAAAUCCAGUGAAGCACUAGAUUUUUCUGGAAUCAGUGCCAGACACAUCAAUGUAGCUGUGAAAUGCAUCUUAAUGAAUUAA
Messenger RNA from Peromyscus californicus insignis, 1758 nucleotides. It is a transcript of the gene Tktl1, whose product is annotated as transketolase like 1. Gene Ontology annotation, molecular function: transketolase activity; thiamine pyrophosphate binding. The record is from RefSeq and is a predicted model, not a curated record. Lineage: Eukaryota; Metazoa; Chordata; Mammalia; Rodentia; Cricetidae.